Molecule: messenger RNA, 2309 nt
Organism: Pyrus x bretschneideri (Chinese white pear)
Lineage: Eukaryota; Viridiplantae; Streptophyta; Magnoliopsida; Rosales; Rosaceae
Product: far upstream element-binding protein 2-like
Exons: 6
Coding region: 71-2122 (683 amino acids)
Biological process (GO): regulation of gene expression
Cellular component (GO): cytoplasm
Molecular function (GO): mRNA binding
Source: RefSeq, a predicted model, not a curated record
UCACUCCUCUCUCUCUCUCUCUCUCUCUCUCUCUCUCUCUCUCUCUCUAUCUUCUAGGGUUUCUACGACAAUGGCCGAUGAAGCCCAAUACUCAUCCGGUCCUGAUUCAGGGAACAAGCGGAAGUACGAGGAGCAAACGCCGCCGUCCACCCGCAGAGUCACCGGUUUCUCGGCCCCCAUCAAGUCAUCGUCCCCCGACUCUGCGCCAACGUCGUACAGCAGCGUUCCUCCGCCCAUGGAAGAUUUCCAGCUGGCCAAGCAGAAGGCGCAGGAGAUCGCUGCUCGGUUGUUGAACGGCGGCGAUGCUAAGCGUGCUAGGGUUGAGAAUGGUGGUUCCGACUCUUUUGACAAGGGCUUUAGCUCUGGUCCGCCAGAUCCAAAGCCUCACUUCUCAAACCCAGCUCCUUCUUCGAUCCCUGUAUCUUACGGUGGGUUCGUGGGACCAAGCAAAAAGAUUGAGGUUCCCAAUGGCAGGGUUGGUGUCAUAAUUGGUAAAGGUGGGGAGACUAUCAAGUAUCUACAGACUCAGUCAGGCGCCAAGAUUCAAGUUACCCGAGAUUCUGAUGCGGACCUCAAUUUUCCAACUAGGAUGGUGGAGCUCAUGGGUACUCCGGAGCAGAUUGCGAAGGCCGAGCACUUGAUAAAUGAUGUUCUUGCUGAGGCUGAAUCAGGAGGUCCUGCCAUAGCUUCUCGAAGGUUAACUGUACAUACUGGUGGUGAACAAUAUGUUACGAAAAUUCCUAACAACAAGGUUGGGCUUGUAAUUGGUAAAGGAGGGGAAACAAUAAAAAGUAUGCAAGCUGGGUCUGGAGCUCGUAUCCAGGUUAUUCCCUUGCAUCUGCCACCUGGUGACCCAUCAACAGAAAGGACGCUACAGAUUGAUGGUACUACUGAGCAAAUUGAAGCUGCAAAACAGUUGGUAGCUGAAGUUAUCAGUGAGAACCGUGUUAGAAAUCCAGUAAUGUCUGGAGGAUACUCUCAGCAAGGUUAUCAAGCACGACCUCCCUCAGGAUGGGCUCCUUCUGGUCCCUCAAUGCAACAACCUAGUUAUGGAUAUGGACAGUCUGGAGGGUAUUCUGCUCCACCACAUCAGUAUAAUGCGUCUCAGCCUUCUUACCCAGGCUAUCCUCCUCAACCAACAUCUGGUGGCUAUCCGUCCAGUUGGGACCAGUCAGCUGCUGCGCCAACCCAGCAGACUUCCCAGGGUGGUGGUUACGAUUAUUAUGGCCAGCAACAACCUUCACAUCAGCAGCAAAAUCCUGGAGGUCCUGCUGCUCCUGCUGCUUCUGCUGAUGGUGCUGGUUACAAUUAUGGCCCACCGCCAGUUUCAGGCUAUAAUCAACAAGGACAAGGAUAUACUCAAGAUGGCUAUGGUGGAUAUCAUGCACCACCUCAAUCUGGGUACGGUCAGCCACCGGCAUAUGAUCAACAGCAGGGUUAUUCUGCAGCAGGCUAUGGUAAUGUGAGUAACCCACCUCAAGAUGGGCAUACACCCUCUUAUGGAUCUCAGGGGGAUUCAGCUCAGGUGCCUCCUGCUCAGCAAGGAUACAAUGCCGGUCAACAGCCUAGCCCUAACCCUGCUGGUUACCCACCCCAAGGUUCUACUCAGCCAGGUUAUGGAGCACCCCCAACUUCUCAAACUGGUUAUGGAAGCCAACCACCGGCUCAGCCUGCAUAUGGAGCUGGAUAUGGAGCACCACCAGCACAAAAGCCUCCUGCAAAUCCUGCAGUUUAUGGGCAAACUGCUCAGUCCCCCAGCACUCCAGGAGGCUAUGGCCAGCCAGCACCUGUGCAGCCAGGAUACCCGCAUUCUCAGCCUCCAGCUUCUGGAUAUGCUCAGCCAGAUCCUGUUACCCGUCCCCCUACAUCUGGCUACGGUGCUGCAGCACCACAGACCGGAUACGGGCCUCCAUCCUAUGGCGCACCACCAGCUGGCCAGCCAGGAUAUGGGCAGGUGCCACCACCCUACAACGCAUCUUAUGGUGCUGGAUAUGCACAACCUCCUCCCUACUCUGCUGAUACCAGCACGAAUGGGAACGCUCGUGGGACCUAUGAUGCUCCGCCACCUGCUUCACAGACUGCCCCCCCAAGUGGAGUUGCCAAAACUUCCCCUCAGAGUUGAUGUGUUAUGGCGUUUUGGGUAAUUGGUGAUGUUUCGUUGUAUUUUCUGUAGUAGUAAGGCUAGUGAGGUUAGUAUUUGGUGAACAUUGUACUUAUGUUUUCGGUAUUUCGGAUCUGUGAGGAUUUGGUAAUUGCAAGAACUUGUUGAAUGUAUUGAUUUCUAUGCAAAUUUUCUCGUUUUAUGUUUC